AUGAGCUCUGAAUCUCUACUCCAACACCUCCAACGUUUCAUCCAGCGCCCGAACCAAAUCAAACAAAUCCAUUCCCUCCUGAUCACCGGCGGCCUCCUUCUCCAUAACCACUAUAGCACAGCUUCAAAAUGGAAAACCACCCUCCUUUACAACACCUUAAUAAGAGCCUAUCUCAACGUAAAGCCGUUUCACCACUCACUCUUACUCUUCACCCGCAUGCUUGGACAUCAAACACCCCCCAAUUCCCACACUUUCCCUUCCCUUUUCAAAGCAGCCGCUGCUGCAUCUCUCUCCUUGGCUUCCCUCACUUGCGCACCCCUCCAUGCACAGGCCUUGAAACGCGGGGUAUUAAGCGACCCUUUUGUGCAAACAUCAUUGCUUGGAGUGUAUGCUAAACUCGGUAGGUUAAGUAAUGCGAGUAAAGUGUUUGAAGAAAUUUUUAACCCUUGCAUUGUCGCGUGUAAUGCAAUGCUUGAUGCUUUUGGGAGAAAUGGCGAUAUGGGUUCUGCUCUUUUGCUCUUUGAGAGCAUGAUUGAAAAGGAUGUGGUGUCUUGGACAAGUGUUAUUAAUGGUUUUGCAAGGAGUAAACAGUUUAAGGAGGCGAUUCGGGUUUUCGAGAAUAUGAUGGAAUUUUGGGUGAAACCGAAUGAGGCUACUUACGUUAACGUGCUCUCUUGUUGUGCUAAUUCAGAAGGGGGAGGUAGUCUUUAUCAAGGUAAGCAGAUACAUGGAUAUAUGCUCAGAAAUGAGGUUGUUAUGACUGUUUAUAUGGGAACAGCGUUGAUUGAUUUUUACGGGAAGAAAGGUUGUUCAGAGACUGCCGUGAGAGUUUUCAAUCAAAUGUUGGUCAGAGAGGUUUUUACUUGGAAUGCAAUGAUCUCCUCGCUCGCAUGUAAUGGCAGAGAAGAGAAGGCAUUGGACAUGUUUGAGAAGAUGAAGGUGGAGGGAGUGUGUCCCAAUGAGGUUACCUUAGUUGCUGUUCUUACGGCUUGUGCUCGCACCAAGAGAGUGGAGUUGGGUUCUGAACUCUUUCAGUCAAUGUCUUGUCAAUACGGCAUUGUGCCAAUGAUGGAGCACUAUGGGUGUAUGGUAGAUCUUCUGGGCAGAGCAGGACUUCUGACUGAAGCAACUGAGUUUAUAGGGACUAUGCCAUUUCAACCUGAUGCAUCAGUUCUGGGAGCUCUUUUAAACGCUUGUAAGAUUCAUGGCGCCAUUGAACUUGGGAAUGAAGUUGGGAGAAAGUUGCUUGAGUUGCAGCCACGACAUUGUGGGCUAUAUGUAGCAUUGUCUAGCAUAAACGCUGAUCUGGAGAGAUGGGAUCGUGCAGCUGACUUGAGGAAAGCAUUGGUAGAGGCUCGGAUCAGGAAAGUUCCAGCUUAUAGCUUGAUUAGUUCCAUGUAAAGAGUCAUGUCAAAUGCAGUAGAUGUGUCUAAAUUAAUCACAUGGAUUCUGCAGUAGAGAUAUGCUGCUGGUAAAUAUUGAAA
This is a messenger RNA of Theobroma cacao (cacao), 1484 nucleotides long. Its product is annotated as Tetratricopeptide repeat (TPR)-like superfamily protein. NCBI's taxonomy places the organism in Eukaryota, Viridiplantae, Streptophyta, Magnoliopsida, Malvales, Malvaceae. Gene Ontology annotation, molecular function: protein binding; RNA binding. The record is from RefSeq and is a predicted model, not a curated record. Gene Ontology annotation, biological process: RNA modification.